Messenger RNA from Melanotaenia boesemani (Boeseman's rainbowfish), 1018 nucleotides. RefSeq names its product RAS-like, estrogen-regulated, growth inhibitor (gene rerg). Lineage: Eukaryota; Metazoa; Chordata; Actinopteri; Atheriniformes; Melanotaeniidae. The record is from RefSeq and is a predicted model, not a curated record. The transcript has 5 exons. Bases 342 to 944 code for a protein of 200 amino acids. Gene Ontology annotation, molecular function: GTPase activity; GTP binding.
GAGAGCUGCUGUUCGACCCACCCAAACAGGAUCUGUCCAUUCGUCCACCCGUCUGUGCAUCCAGCUGCGCAAAUCUGUGCUUCCAUCCAGCGGUGCGCCGAGUCCGCAUCUUUCUCUCAGAAGGUCAGACAUAAUUCUUCUUUCUUUUUUAAUAAACGUACCUGGCAACUUUUUUCCUCCCUCAUAUUCUUCUCCACCUGAUCCACGUUUGGACACCGGGGGAUUAUUUCUGCAUUUAGCUGUCGCUGACGCUGCUUCCUCUUGUAAGGACAAAGGGAUGGUCGGCUGACCUCUGAGUUCACUGAUUGGCUCGCUGAGCUUCACCAACUGUAGCUGCUGUCAUGGCCAAAAGUCCGGAGGUGAAGCUGGCCGUCUUCGGCAGAGCAGGAGUGGGCAAGUCAGCAUUGGUGGUGAAAUUUCUGACCAGACGUUUCAUCUGGGAGUACGACCCAACACUUGAGUCAACAUAUCGUCAUCAAGCCAAUAUCGAUGAUGAAGUUGUUACCAUGGAGAUUCUGGACACUGCAGGGCAGGAGGACAUCCAGCAGAAGGAGGGUCACAUGCGUUGGGGUGAUGGAUUCAUCAUUGUGUACGACAUCACAGACCGGGGAAGCUUCGAAGAGGUGGCCCCGCUACGAAGUCUCCUAGAGGAGGUGAAGAAGCCGAAGAACGUCCCUUUGGUCCUGGUGGGCAACAAGUCAGACCUAGACUACGCCCGCCAGGUCACCACAGAGGAAGGAGAGCGGCUGGCAGCUGAAAUGGCUUGUGCCUUCUACGAAUGUUCGGCCUGUGCUGACGAGGGUGGCGUUGUGGCCGAGGCUUUCCAUGAGCUAUGCAGAGAGGUGAGACGCCGCAAAGCCGUUCAGGGCAAGGCCAGACGUCGCAGCUCCACCACCCACGUCAAACAGGCCAUCAACAAGAUGCUGACCAAGAUUAGCAGCUAGGGACACGCUAUGCUGCUGUCAGAUGACAAGAUAAAAAAAAAAAAAAGUACAUUCUUCCCUUGGGAAUUGUUUUG